This is a messenger RNA of Amphibalanus amphitrite, 1423 nucleotides long. RefSeq names its product AP-2 complex subunit sigma (gene AP-2sigma). Gene Ontology annotation, cellular component: AP-2 adaptor complex; intracellular membrane-bounded organelle; membrane coat. Bases 441 to 869 code for a protein of 142 amino acids. Gene Ontology annotation, biological process: intracellular protein transport; clathrin-dependent endocytosis. Lineage: Eukaryota; Metazoa; Arthropoda; Thecostraca; Balanomorpha; Balanidae. The record is from RefSeq and is a predicted model, not a curated record. Gene Ontology annotation, molecular function: clathrin-cargo adaptor activity. The transcript has 2 exons.
ACUUUUGACUGAGAAUUGUACAACUUGAAUGUAAAGAAAAUUACAUUGCUAUAAUUUUGUUAUUCUUUUUUACUAAAAUUGAAAACAAAUUUUGCGUGUCAAGAUAGAACAAUCGUCAUUCUUUUGGUAUCUAUGACGCCAAUCUCCAGAAAUCUCCAGAUUGCGUUCCAGCGCCUCCAGUGAAACCUCUGGUAGAGCCUCCAGUCAAGAAUUUCUUCUGGAGGCGCUGGAACAGGCCCUAUAUCCCAAACGUCACGUGUAAAUUUAACGAACCUUGAUCAAAUCGCCCCAGGCGCCCUGUUUUCACCGUCGUCCGGCAAUUGAAUGAAUGAUUACGAAUAAUAAAUCGGAUAAAUCGAAUACAAAUUGGUAGAAGUGCAUAAAUAUUAGAGAAAUAGAAGAGAGAACAUCGACCUUAUUGUAUUCAAACUGCAAGAAACAUGAUUCGAUUCAUCCUAAUCCAGAACCGGGCUGGCAAGACACGCUUGGCCAAAUGGUACAUGAACUUUGACGAUGACGAGAAGCAAAAGCUUAUUGAAGAGGUCCACGCCGUGGUGACUGUUCGUGAUGCCAAACAUACAAACUUCGUCGAGUUCCGAAACUUCAAGAUCGUCUAUCGGCGCUAUGCCGGCCUCUACUUCUGCAUCUGCGUGGACAUCAACGACAACAACCUCUGCUACUUGGAAGCCAUCCACAACUUCGUGGAGGUGCUCAACGAAUACUUCCACAAUGUGUGCGAGCUCGAUCUGGUCUUCAACUUCUACAAAGUUUACACUGUGGUAGACGAAAUGUUCUUGGCAGGAGAGAUUCGAGAGACCAGUCAGAACAAGGUGCUGCGACAGUUGCUGAUGCUGAACUCCCUGGAAUGAUCCCUGGGAUGCGGACUCUUGAGACCGAAAUAUGCGAGAGUGCAGGCGCCGACAAGGUUCCACAGUCGUUGUACUCGGGCUAGCGAACUGUGUGGUAUCCAUUCUGUUACUUUUGUUAUCGGGCCCGUGGAAACGCUGCAUGACGACCCUGAGGGGCGUAGGGUCCACUGCUUACGACGCUGCCAGGACGCGGCCUACUUAAGUCACGUAUAUCUCAAUGUAUUAGCCGGUCGGUGGUGUGUAGGUUGUCCGAAACGCAUGGAUUGACUGUUUUUCGUUGUAAACAGAGUAUAGACAUUGUGUCAGAUAGCCUGAAAGCACCAAGUGGUGGUCCUGGACGGAUGGAUGUAAGGGCCCCGCUCAUGCGGCGUUUGUUUUUUCGAAGAGGUGGCUUGCUUUCUUCAUCAUUCCCUGGAUAUUGCGCGAACGUUGAAUCAUGUAACUCGUGAACCUGUUCGCGAUAAUUGGACGUUAUAGGCCCGACGGUCGUUUGUUUACAUAUUAUUGUACCACAGUUUGUCGUUUAUUAUUAAAAGCAGACUCCAUGUGAUGAA